AUGCAGAAGCCCGAGCCCGUUGACUUCCGGGAGAACAAAUUGGCGUUGUGGAGAUCCCCGGAGGCUCCGCCGCCGAUCGUAAGCCCCCUUGGCCAAAAUUAGCAUCCUUUUGUCUGUCUACUUUCUGAAACUCAUCACGGGGAUCGCCUCGCGGAUUCCUGCUCUCGGCUCGCAGGGUGCGGCUCUGGAGAACCUCGGCAAUACGUGCUUCCUCAAUGCGGUCCUCCAAUGUGUUGCCCACACCGUCCCUCUCCUGCAGAGCCUCCAGUCGCCACCCCAUCCGUACCCUUGUGCCGGCGACAGAGGUUUGCGCUCCUCUCUCCACUCUUCCGUCUACAGCUUUCAUACUAAAUUUUGAUCUGUGGGUUUUCCAUAGCGCACUAGGGUUUCGUUUGCGUCAGCGUCAAUGAUGAUUACAGCUAUUUAUUUCUAAGUUUGACUUUUGAGAUAAUUGGAAAUUGAAGGCACCUUCUCUGGCGAAGAACCGAGCUUCUGCUCCCUCUGCGCGCUGAGGCAGCACAUCGACGUAUGCAUGCAUGAAGAUGCGAAUGUUGUCAAGCCGUGUGGGUUUGUCAACAAUCUGAGCAGUAUCCUUCUUUUACAUGCGCACAUGAUCCGUGUCCCCGAAGCAGAUCUCCCUGUGAGCUUCAUCAGAAUUUUGUCGGUUUUUUAACCGUUUAGGUUUACAGACUUUUUGGAAAUUUAGCCUCCAGAUUGCCUGCUGAUGCCCGUAUGUUUAGGAAGUCUCAUCGUCAUGAAUUCUUUGAAUCUUUUGAUUUAUUUGGACGUGAGCCUUCCGGAAAUUUUCAACUAGCUAACAUCUUUUGGAAUCAUCUGAAUUUUUCGGUUCAAAAUGUUCAUUUUGGAGAACUUUGAAGAAGUCCACACUGUUUCAAUUAUUUGAACUUUUUGGUUCACAUGGAUGUGGGUCCGGAGGAAAUCAUGUUGAUUUUUUAGAUUAUAUUCUCAAAUAAAUUGACCUUUUAUUAUAUGGAUAACGGAUGAUUAAAUAUUUAACUCACAUGUUUUUGAAUUAUUUAGGUUUUUUAUCACUUUUGAAUUUGAGCUUUGAGGAAUUAUUUAUGCAAUGAAUUAUCUGAUUUUUUAAUUUCUUAUAAAAAUGGGUUUCAAAGAACUGUCCAAUAUACUUGCAUGUUUUCAAAAUUAUUCAAUUUUCUGGCCUUUUUAUGGAUUUGGGCUUCAGAGAAUUAUCUAAGCAUACUUUGAUAUUUCCAAGAUUAAUCAAACUUUUGGGCUCUUACAGACGUGGGUGUUGGAGAAUUACUCGAUCAACUUUAAUAUUUUGAAAAUUAUUUGAAUCCUCUGAGUCAUCAUAUGGACCUGGGGUUUCCGAUAAUUAUCCUUUUUAUUAAUCCACACAUUUUCAUAAUUUCUCGAGUCUACAAACAUCGCACAGUUCAUCAAGUGUCGUGCUUGUGAAUUAUUUUGUGUUGUUUAUCAACUUGGGUGGGAUGGCAGUAUUCCUUCACUCGAUGGCCAUCAGAUAUAUCGUCUUCGUUCAGCAGAUAUCAGCAGGAGGAUGCCCACGAAUUCCUUCACUGCCUGCUGGAUCACCUCCACACCAGCUGCCUUGACCCCCCUCCAGGUGACAGUGCCUCCUUGUUGCAGAAGACCAGCCUCAUCAAGAGCACCUUCGGGGGCCGCUUGAAGAGUCAGGUACCCACUCCUUGCACCAUCCUUUGAAUUUUGCUAAAGAAAGAAAGAAAGACCCAUUAUUAAUACAUUUCUUCUUCACAAUGAGGAGAGAUGGAGGACAGAAUUGAUUCGCGGACUCUUUAAUGCACACGUAAUAUAUAUGUAAUAAUACUAUUCAUAAAGAGAUGAAGUGAACACCGAAUCUCAGAAAUGAUCCGAAAAAAUUCUUAUAAUCAUUGCUUUGUGUUCCGUGAAGAUGGGAAAUAAAGAGCAUUGUUGUGAUAUGUGAUCUUUUGAAAUAUUUUUAUUUAUGUUAUAUAUCUGAUCUAUGAAAAACAUGAAGUGAACACUAAGAAAAAGGAUGGAAGUGAUUGAAGGAAAAUGGUAACAGUAGUAUUUUUUUUGUUCAUGAAGAUGUGUGUGUGUGUGUGUGUGUGUGUGUGUGUGUGUGAGAGAGAGAGAGAGAGAGAGAGAGAGAGAGAGAGAGAGAGAGAGAGAGAGAGAGAGAGAGAUGAAGGAAUGAUGAGGAAAAUCAGUGGCAACAUGCUCAUGAGAUGCGAUCUGGUGGAGCUUGUUUCAGGUUCAGUGCUGCGAUUGUGGGCACAGGUCGGACACUUAUGAGCCAUUGCUCGAUCUCAGCUUGGAGAUUGAAGAUGCCGGGAGCCUGGAGGAGGCCCUGGAGUCCUUCACCAAGGUGGAGAAGAUUGAAGAUCCAGAGAUCAAGCUCACCUGCGAGGGGUGCGGGGGCCGGGUGUCUGUGGAGAAGCAGUUCACCCUGGAGCAGGUGCCGCCAGUCAUAGCCCUCCACCUCAAGAGAUUCAAGAGCAAUGGGUACUUUGCCGAUAAGAUUGACAAGUUUGUGAAGUACCCAACAGAGCUCGAUCUGAGGCCAUUCCACAGCAACCCCAAAGCCGAGGUGGAGACCACUGAAUCUUUCUCUGGUUCCUAUUGUUUUAUAUACAAUCUGUUCAUAAGACUUAAAAAAGUUUUCUGAUUUGCGUUGAAGGGGGAGCUGAGGUACGAUCUCUAUGCGGCGGUGAUGCAUCAGGGCUGCUCAUCUCUUUACGGGCACUACUACUGCUUCAUCCGCCCCUCCCCGGAUUCAUGGUUCAUAAUGGAUGACGAGAAGGUGGGUAUCAUUGAUUUUCCACCAAAUUUCUCCUCGAGCCCGAAUGAUUUCUCUUUACGACGAUUCUUAAAGAGAGAAUCUUUUAAAGGAAUUCCUGUGAAUUAUUUGGUUGGUGAAGAGAUUACCCCAUGCGUACAGGUUUACAGAGUGAAUGAAGAGAAUGCCCUCACCCAGAACGCCUACAUCCUCUUCUACAUGAAGCGAGGGACUCCCUGGUUCUCGUGCUUCGUGGAGGCUGGUAGGAUGGGCGGCGGUGGGGGCUGCCCAGACGUCGGUAACAGGACCUCCCCAGUGUCAGUCGUCGAUCACGUGGAGGCAGACCAGAGCUCAUCUUCCUCCGACAGUGAGGACCAGGGCGAGGCGUCUGGAGCAGAUGUGGAGCGGCACGCCAAUGGCAGUGAUGCGCCGCCAGAGGCCACCGCAGGGAGCUGGGCUUGUGGCGGUGCUAAUGAUGAAGCCCGUCGCCAGAGCUCGAGUCCAAGCGACUGCCUCCGAAGCGAUAGCAGCCCCACCCAUUGUGAGGGCUCGGAUUGCCUGCCAGAGAAUGAGGAUGAAGAGAAAGUGGACGGUAACGGCGGAUGCAGAGUAUCGCCGCCCUGCACGCCCCGGCAGUCGCCCAAGGAUAAGUUCUUCGAUGAACCAUGGGGUAAUCAUCUCUCUCUCUCUCUCUCUCUCUCUCUCUCUCUCUCGUUUGCUUUUUCUUUCUCUCUCUAAAUAA
Molecule: messenger RNA, 3503 nt
Organism: Spirodela intermedia
Lineage: Eukaryota; Viridiplantae; Streptophyta; Magnoliopsida; Alismatales; Araceae
Source: the annotation of a GenBank genome assembly